AUGCCAAACUCCAUCGAUGGCAGCGGUGGGGAAGACGGCAAGCUGAGCGAGCAAAAGUCGUUCGCAGACGAAGCCAAGAAUGGAGAUACUACGACGAACGAGUCUCUGGUCCAUAGACACAGUAAUGUGCCAGAAAACGCAACCGACAAAGUUAGCACCGGGUCCACUGAUGCCAGGGGUUUCGAAAGCACCGAAAAUCUCCGGGCAUCCCUUGUCCGCAAAUUCGACCGCAGGCUGGUCCCGGCAAUAUUCCUUGCCCAUCUUCUCUUCUUUCUCGACAAGAGCAAUAUUGCCCUUGCCCGCAUCAACGGACUCGAACAGGAUCUGCAGCUAACUGGGACCCAGUUCAACACGGCCAUGGCGAUGUUCUUCAUUCUAAAUAUCCUGUUCAACAUCCCAGGCAACCUAGCUGUUCGUCGUGUCGGAGGAGCGAUAUGGCUUCCGGCGUUGAUCACAGCGUGGGGUCUUGUCACAACUUUCAGCGGAUUUAUCACGAACUUCGCAGGCCUUUGUGCCACGCGUGUAUUUUUGGGCUUGACAGAGAGCUCUUUCCUGGGGGCAGUCUUGAUUUAUCUUGGCUUCUUCUAUACCGCCGAUGAGCUCAUCCUGCGUGUUGGUCUAUUUUACUCGAGCACCGCUCUCGCUGGAUUCCUGGGCGGCCUGUUGGCUGCCGGGCUGGGCCAGGUCAGGGUCGCUGGUCAUAACGGCUGGCCUUGGAUAUUUUUCAUCGAGGGGUCCUUGACGGUUAUCCUGGGAAUCAGCCUUUUGUUUGUUUUGCCACAUACACCUUCUGACGCGAAAUUCCUGUCUUCGGCCGAGAGGUCUCUUGCUAUUCAGCGCAUGCGGUUACAAGAUCGGUGGCACCAUCUGGGCACACCCCAGCCCAUGGAUCAUGAUACAGAAGGGCGAGUACAGCGACACGGAGAAACCCCGACGAACAACGACCCUCUCACAUGGGCAACAGUGGCAAGCGCAAUAUUCAACGUCAUCACAAUGACCGUGGCUGUUGCCUCGUUCUUUUCUAUACAGGCUAUCUACAGCUUUUCCAUAUUCCUACCAACGAUUAUAUCUGCGAUGGGUUACGAGAGGCUUCAAGCUUCAUUAAUGACGGCACCACCUAAUCUUGCGGCCCUGGUUUUCACCAUUGCUAUUUGUGUCUGGAGUCGAAGAUCGGGAAAGACUGCGCUGCCGCUGAACGUUUGCAGUAUCACCGGAAUCCUGGGGUACACUCUGCUUAUUGUUGGUGCGAAGAUUGGGGUAGCCCCCCUAUUCAUGGACGUUGACAUCCAAUAUGCUGGGACGUUCCUAGUCGCCAUGGCGGUUAACGCAAUCCCCCCCUUGGCGUUGACCUGGAUGAGUAUCAACGCUUCGCCGCAUUAUGUCAGAGCAAUUGCCUUGGGAUUUGUCCUGUCUAUCGGUAAUUCAGCUACAUUCCUAGCAUCCUUUACUUACAUCAAGACCGAGGCACCAAGGCAAGUUAUUUCAACUUCCAUUCACUUUGCAGUCACUGACGGGCACAACAUCGUAGGUAUCUGA
Molecule: messenger RNA, 1536 nt
Organism: Colletotrichum graminicola M1.001
Lineage: Eukaryota; Fungi; Ascomycota; Sordariomycetes; Glomerellales; Glomerellaceae
Product: major facilitator superfamily transporter
Exons: 1
Coding region: 1-1536 (511 amino acids)
Biological process (GO): transmembrane transport
Cellular component (GO): membrane
Molecular function (GO): transmembrane transporter activity
Source: RefSeq, a predicted model, not a curated record